AUUAACUAUAUCUGGAGUUAUGAUACGGGAUACUACAUCACAGUGACUGUUAAAGAUACUGAUGGCAAUGUCAUCGCUAAUAAUCUUGAUGUCAGCGGUAUACCAGUACCGGACUUCAACUUCACUUACGUCGCCAAGUACAAAAACUUGUUCUUCGAAGUUGUAACAGGACCAGCUGCCACCUUUGUAUUCACGUUAUCCCUAACGUUCGAUUACACGGACCGCGUUUAUCCUCUGAGCGAAUGCACCCAUCGAUGGCAAAUGACGACCUUGGAAAACACUAUGUGGCGGAAAUACCGAGAGGGAAAUAAUACAGCUCUACUUCAGCCGGUUUUCAAAACAGCCAUUACUCAGUCAAUUGAAACUGAGGAAUUUAAAUUGUACCGCCUUGACUAUUGCUUCGGGGACAACCUUACCUACAAAAUCGCCGUUAGCGUGAUAACAGAGGAUCAAAAGUCAGGAUUUGUCUCUUAUGGUUGCAAGAAGACGUACAUGAUAGCACAUGGAAGAUGUGAUGUGCGCACUCCAUUUCGUGACAUAUCCGGAGGCCCCGUAAAUCUAGUGGUGAUGGACCUGGAGAAACCAGCUGACUAUGGACCCGUUCAUGUCCUUAUAAGUGGUGAUGGGCGCCACCAUCAAAGUAACCACUUCACCCUUGCAGCCUCGGUGCCGUACUGAGACAAUAAUAGACCCGUAGACCC
Messenger RNA from Stylophora pistillata, 701 nucleotides. RefSeq lists its product as uncharacterized. Lineage: Eukaryota; Metazoa; Cnidaria; Anthozoa; Scleractinia; Pocilloporidae. The record is from RefSeq and is a predicted model, not a curated record.